This is a messenger RNA of Anopheles marshallii, 3081 nucleotides long. It is a transcript of the gene Myo31DF, whose product is annotated as unconventional myosin ID. The record is from RefSeq and is a predicted model, not a curated record. Gene Ontology annotation, biological process: actin filament organization; vesicle transport along actin filament. NCBI's taxonomy places the organism in Eukaryota, Metazoa, Arthropoda, Insecta, Diptera, Culicidae. Gene Ontology annotation, molecular function: actin filament binding; ATP binding; microfilament motor activity. The transcript is spliced from 8 exons. Gene Ontology annotation, cellular component: vesicle; plasma membrane; microvillus. Bases 1 to 3081 code for a protein of 1026 amino acids.
AUGGCGCAUCAUCAAGGGCAGGAGGUCGGCGUGCAAGAUUUUGUACUGCUGGACUCGGUAACGCAAGAAAAUUUCAUGGACAACCUGAAGCGUAGGUUUCAAGCCGGCAAAAUCUACACAUACAUCGGUGAGGUUUGCGUUUCGGUAAAUCCGUACCGCGAGAUGAACAUCUAUGGACCGGAGUACGUCAACCGGUACAAAGGGCGGGAGCUGUUUGAAAAUGCGCCCCACAUCUUUGCAAUUGCCGAUGCCGCGUAUCGGGUGCUGAAGCAACGCAACAACGAUACCUGCAUCAUGAUUUCGGGCGAAUCCGGCGCUGGCAAGACCGAGGCGUCCAAAAUCAUUAUGAAGUACAUAGCGGCCGUCACGAACCAGGGGAAACAGGGCGAGAUCGAACGAGUAAAGAACGUGCUCAUCAAAAGCAAUGCAAUUUUGGAGUGUUUUGGCAAUGCGAAAACUAACCGCAAUGACAACAGCAGUCGUUUUGGCAAAUACAUGGACAUCGAGUUCGACUACAAAGGAGAUCCGGUCGGGGGCAUUAUUACCAACUAUUUGCUAGAGAAGUCCCGCGUUAUUCAACAGCAAAGCGGUGAACGGAAUUUCCAUUGCUUCUACCAGCUUUUACGUGGCGGGUCUAACAAUGAGCUUCAGCAGUACAAUCUAGUAAGAGAUCCGGUAGCAUACCAUUACACGAAUCAAGGAAGUACAGAGAUUCUCUCCGAAAAAUCCGACUACCGAGCGACAACCGGUGGUCUGCAAGCACUCGGAUUUAGUGCGGAGGAGAUUUCCAUGGUAUGGCGAACGGUAGCAGCAAUUCUGCAUUUGGGAAAUAUCGAAUUUCAAAUGCAGGAUGAGAAAAUAACAAUAACCAACGGAAAAACGUUGAUACAGGUUGCUCAACUUCUGCAGGUGACUGCGGAGGAAAUGCGCACUGCUUUAACGGAGCGAGUGAUCGCAGCACGUGGAGAAAUCAUGACAAAGAGCCACGACACAAAGCAAGCAGAGUAUGGCCGGGAUGCGUUGGCGAAAGCGAUAUACGAUCGCAUGUUUACCUGGAUCAUACAGCGCAUCAACAAGGCGAUCCUUGUCCCAGGAAGUACCACACAGAAACGCUACAACAAAGUGAUUGGUGUGUUGGACAUUUACGGCUUCGAGAUAUUCGACCGUAACAGUUUCGAACAGUUUUGCAUCAACUAUUGCAAUGAGAAGCUGCAGCAGCUGUUUAUAGAGCUAGUAUUGAAGCAGGAACAGGAAGAAUAUAACCGCGAAGGUAUUGAAUGGACCAAUAUUGAGUAUUUUAACAAUCAGAUUAUUUGUGCCUUGGUAGAGCAACCCGAUAAGGGCGUCAUCGCAAUCAUGAACGAAGCGUGUUUGAACGUCGGUAAAAUAACAGACGAAAUGCUGUUGGGUGACAUGGACAAGAAAUUGUCCCACCAUCCUCACUAUACCAGCCGCCAGCUGAAACCAAUGGACAAGGAGUUGCGUCACAAGGAAGACUUUCGCAUAACACACUAUGCCGGCGACGUUAUUUAUUCCAUCAGUGGGUUCAUCGAGAAGAACCGUGACACUUUGUUCCAAGAUUUCAAGCGCUUGCUUUACGGUUCGCAUGACAAGCUAAUUAGCUCGAUGUGGCCCGAAGGUGCACAGGACAUUUCGAAAACCACGAAGCGCCCAUUAACCGCUGGAACACUGUUCCAAAAAUCUAUGGCUGAGUUGGUGGCGACGCUAUUGCGCAAGGAACCACUGUAUGUGCGGUGCAUUAAGCCGAACGACAUCAAAAGCCCGACCGUGUUUGAUGAUGUCCGCGUAGAGCAUCAGGUUCGGUACCUGGGACUGCUGGAGAAUGUUCGUGUACGGCGGGCCGGUUUUGUGCAUCGUCAACGGUACGACAAGUUUUUGCUACGUUACAAGAUGAUUUCGCAGUACACCUGGCCAAAUUUCCGAGGCGGUAACGAUCGGGACGGCGUGAAGGUGCUGAUGAACGAAAAAAACUUUAGCCACGAUGUGCGGUUCGGAAAGACGAAGAUUUUCAUCCGUUCGCCGCAAACGCUGUUUGCGCUCGAGCAGCAACGGAACGACAUGAUACCGCACAUUGUGACGCUUCUGCAGAAGCAGGUGCGUGGUUGGAUCGCGCGUCAGAAGUAUAAGAAAAUGAAGGCGGCUCUCGUCAUUAUGCGUCACUAUCGAAAGUACAAGCUGAAGAGCUACGUGCAGGAUUUGGCGGUCCGGUUCCGUAAUGCACGCACUUUGCGCGACUACGGUAAGGGUAUACAGUGGCCCCAACCUCCGCUUGUCGGUCGGCAAGCGGAACGGCACUUGCGGAUGCUGUUCUCUCGCUGGCGUGCUGCGAUGAUCCUGCGCAAAUACCCACGCGAAGAGUGGCCGCAGCUACGUUUGCAAAUAAUUGCCGCCAGUGCGUUCCGCAAACGGCGAAAGUUCUGGGGACACGAUCGCCGGUGGCUUGGCAACUAUUUGUCGAUCGUGGCAGAAAACAGCAAUUACUCGUCGUACAAUGCGAGCGUGCGCAAUAUAAAGAAUACGGAUCACUUUGAUACGAUUGUAUUUUCGGCGUUCGUGAAAAAGUUCAACAAAUGCAACAAAUCGGCUGAUCGUGCGAUUAUAGUAACGGAUGGCGCUAUUUACAAGCUGGACGGAGCAAAGAACAAAUUCCGCAACAUGAAACGUACCGUUCAGAUUCGAGAGAUUACAUCGAUCAGUGUCAGUCCUGGGCGCGAUCAACUGGCAGUAUUUCAUUCGCAUCAUAAUAACGACCUAAUCGUGUCGCUACAAGGAGAGCACCAACCCUUGAAGGAGGAUCGUAUUGGAGAGCUGGUAGCACAUGUCGUCAGGCGAUACGUUGCUAUCUGCCAGCAAGACCUACCAGUGAAUGUGGCAUCCACGUUUCCUUUGCGUCUAGGAAACAAAUCGCGAACGUUGAGCAUUGAGGCCGCCGUCGGGCAGGAUUUACCGGAGUUUUCACACGCCGGCACCUUCAUCGUUUUCAAGGUUCCGCCGGCAUAUGCCAGUCCGUUAGAAACGACCGAAACAUCAGCACCCAAUACGUUACCACAACGAUACUAG